Arabidopsis thaliana (thale cress) is the source of this 1476-nucleotide messenger RNA. RefSeq names its product DEAD-box ATP-dependent RNA helicase-like protein. The transcript has 2 exons. Lineage: Eukaryota; Viridiplantae; Streptophyta; Magnoliopsida; Brassicales; Brassicaceae. The coding region runs from base 321 to 1427 and encodes 368 amino acids. Gene Ontology annotation, molecular function: RNA helicase activity; ATP binding; nucleic acid binding. The record is from RefSeq and is marked reviewed.
GUUCUUUACCAAAACCCUCAUGAAGCUCAGCCUCUGUUUGGGAGAGGGUGUCGCGCGGGAAUAGAUCGCCGUGAGCAAAAAAAACUUAUGACGGGUAAGCACGAGAGAGAGAAGCGUGAGGAAGAAGAUAAGCACUGGAGCGAGAAGAAGUUAGAGGAGAUGAAUGAAAGAGAUUGGCGUAUUUUCAAGGAAGAUUUUAAUAUUUCUUACAGAGGAUCAAAGAUUCCUCAUCCGAUGAGGAAUUGGGAAGAGAGUAAGCUUAGUUAUGAGCUAAUGAAAGCAGUAAAAAGAGCAGGAUACGACAAACCUAAACCUAUUCAAUGGCAGCUAUACCUUUAGGACUUGAACAGCGUGAUGUUAUCGGUAUUUCAGCUACGGGUUCCGGCAAAACCGCGGCUUUUGUUUUGCCAAUGUUGGCUUACAUAUCUAGGUUGCCACCAAUGAGGGAAGAGAAUCAGACAGAAGGUCCUUACGCUCUUGUUAUGGUUCCUACACGGGAGCUUGCACAUCAGAUAGAAGAAGAGACGGUUAAGUUUUCGCGUUACUUGGGGUUCAAGGCGGUUUCUAUCACUGGUUGGGAGUCAAUAGAGAAACAAGCCUUGAAAUUAUCACAAGGAUGUGAGAUUGUGAUUGCUACCCCUGGUCGAUUGCUAGAUUGCCUUGAGAGAAGGUACGUGGUGUUGAACCAAUGUAACUAUUUAGUUCUUGAUGAAGCUGACCGGAUGAUUGACAUGGAUUUUGAGCCACAGGUCUCAGAAGUGUUAGAUGAAAAAAAGAUUUACAGAACUACGUAUAUGUUCAGUGCCACUAUGCUUCUUAGUGUAGAGCGUCUCGCUAGAAAAUUCUUGAGGAAUCCUGUUGUGGUCACCAUUGGAGAAACCACAAAGUUUAUCACUCAACAAGUGAUUAUGACCAAAGAAUCAGAUAAGUUCUCUAGGUUAAAGAAACUGAUUGACGAUCUAGGUGAUGAUAAGACAGCGAUAGUGUUUGUGAAUACCAGGAACAAGGUUGAUUACAUUGUUAAGAAUCUUGAAAAGGUAGGAAGGUGUCGUGUGACUACAUUGCACGCAGGAAAGUCGCAAGAACAGAGAGAUUAUAGCUUAGAAGAAUUCAAGAAAAAGAGAUUUAACGUUCUUGUUACAACAGAUGUUUUAGGCCGUGGGUUAGAUAUUCUUGACUUGGCACAAGUCAUCAACUACGAUAUGCCUAACACAAUGGAUCUUUAUACGCAUAGGAUUGGACGAACAGGGCGAGCAGGGAAGACAGGUGUUGCGACAACGUUCUUGACUCUUGAGGAUAAAGAUGUGUUUUAUGGUUUGAAGCAGAAGCUUAAUGAGUGUAAUAGUUUGGUGCCACCUGAACUUGCGAGACAUGAAGCCUCUAAGUUUAAACCAGGAACCUUUCCUGAUAGAUUCUCCCAUUUUUAGGGAUUUGGUGUCACUGCUAUCUAACGAAGACUUUAUUCAGUAUAAUUAA